Molecule: messenger RNA, 1503 nt
Organism: Naegleria lovaniensis
Lineage: Eukaryota; Heterolobosea; Eutetramitea; Acrasida; Naegleriidae
Exons: 3
Coding region: 1-1503 (500 amino acids)
Source: RefSeq, a predicted model, not a curated record
AUGAACCUACCUCCCUCUUCCGAUAAUUCAUUCUUAUUAAUUAAACAAUUCAAAUGCCAAUAUUGGAAUAAUAUGGUUGCUCCCUCGGCUGGCAAUUUAUUCAUCACACCACGAUUUAUUUUAUUUGAAUACGAUUCAUCGCCAGCACAAACGUCCACAGGAAGGAAUAGAGGAAACUCGUCAUCGGGAUGCGGAAACGGAUCAUCAGGUUCUGGUAGCGUAGGUAGUACUGGAAGUAGUGGUGCUAGUAGUAGUGGUUUAAUGAACACAGCCACUACCAUGGUCAUGAAUACAUCCACCAACAUUUUCAACAGCGUCAAGAGUUCAACAGGAUCCUCUCCAGGAUCAAGUAAUGCCCCAAUGACCAUCUUUGGAAGUACUGAUGAGGAUUUUGUCGAUGUGACCUAUGUACCCGAAUUCAAAAACAGAGAAAUCAAAUCGAACACUUCAUGCAUUUUGAUCCCUCUGCAAGAUAUUGCUCAAUGCACAAAGAGUUCCUAUCUAUUUAAAUCCGUACUGUGGAUUCAAACUCGAAAUAACACCAGUUAUUACUUUGUGGGACUGAAAAGUAUUUCGAAUACGAGUACAAUCAUUAAUCACGUGUUGGAUCAAUUGAAAAUUCAUGAGAAAAAGAGUCAUGAAAUUUCAACCAAACGAAAAGAGCGACCUGUAGAAAUUAAAUUAGAUGAAAAUGGAUUUUUACAAGCCAUAGAGUAUGGAGAUGUUGAAGAUGAGGAGGAGCAACGAGUGAUUUAUAAUGCAAAAGGAAAAAAGAUUGAUCCCUUCGCUUAUAUUAAGAGCUUGACUCCAUCGAGUUUUAGUUUUAGUGCAAAUUCUAGUGGUAGAAGUAGUUCAAAAAUGGAAAAUUCCUCUUCUCACAAUAGCUCAACGGACAACUCUGUCACUCAUUCAAAUUCCGACAAACACAAGUCAUACACAAGUGGAUUCAAUUAUUAUCUUGGAGCAUCUCUUUCUGGAUUAUAUUCAUACAGUGUUGGGCCUGUGGUGGGUUUAUUUUACGGUUCCAGCUCCAAUACAUCCUCAACAACAGAAAAGAAAAAGAACAUUUCCGCAUUGGAUCAUUCAUCCCUGGAAAUUUUAAUUAAGAGUGACAAGUGGCACAGGAAAUAUAUCGUUUUAGAUGAAAACGGAUUUUCCAUUGUAGACCCUACUCAACAAACCAAAACACAACUAUUCCUUUUGUACAAACAAAUUACAGAUGUUACUACUGUAAAUACCUUCACCUGUAAUAUUAGUUAUCAAGAAAGCAACAAACACGAACACAAACAUAUCAAGAUUACCUCCAUUUAUUUACCUCUGAUCUUAAACAUCUUCCUUCAAGAAAAUCAAACCAUCCUCUUUUUGGAUGAAAAAGUUUCAAAAACCAUUGAGCUUGACAGUGUUCUCUCUCAACAACUCCAACACUUCGAUCAGAAUAAUGACCAAUCAUCCAUCACAGAAACAUCAAAUCCUGAGCACGAUAGUAGUGGCAAUGAAGAAUAG